AUGUGGAUCGUCAACCUCGUCAUUUGCUUCACGCUCGCAGAAUACUUAUUUAGCCUUUACGUAAACCUCCGCCAAUGGAAACGCUAUAAAAUCAAAACUCUUCCAGACGAGCUCAAAGCAGUAGCCACAGAAGAAGAAUUUAUAAAGUCACAAAAUUAUGGAUUUGACAAAAUUUCGUUCAGCAUGGUCAAAACUUAUGUGUCAACCCUAGAGACAAUUUUAAUCCUUUAUUUUAAUGUAAUUCCUUAUAUUUGGGAAAAAAGCCACGAUUUUUUGUUAUGCUUUGGGCUUGAAGGAGAAAUUUACCAAGCUUUGGCUUAUAGCUAUGUAUUGAUGCUUAUCGGAAUAUUUGAUGACUUGCCAUUUAGCUUGUACUCAACUUUUGCGAUAGAAGAAAGAUAUGGGUUCAACAAGACCACGAUGAAAGAGUUUAUAAAAGAUAUCCUCAAAAAUACAUUGGUGACAGCUGCGAUUACAGGGGUUGUGCUUCCUAUUUUAUUAUGGAUCAUUGAUUGGGGUGGAGAAUAUUUCUAUUUAUAUGUCUGGGGAUUUCUGACUGUCGUGAUUUUGGUGAUUUCACACAUUUACCAUGACUGGAUUGCCCAGCUUUAUAACACAUUUACAGAGCUUGAAGAUGGGACAUUAAAGACAGCUAUAAAUGAGCUUGCAAAAAGGCUUAAGUUUCCUUUGAAAAACAUAUAUGUAGUUGAUGGAGACAGACGAUCAGAACACUCUAAUGCGUACUUCUUUGGAUUCUGGAAAAACAAAAGAAUUGUCUUGUUUAACACUUUGCUGAAAAAAGAAAAAAAUAUCAGUGAAGAUGAAAUUAUUGCCAUUUUAGCACAUGAACUAGGCCAUUGGAAAUUGAGCCACUUUUUGAAAGGGAUUUUGAUUUUGGAGCUGCAAAUUUUGGUGAUGUUUUAUCUCUUUGGAAAAGUUAUGUACACUCAAGAACUUUAUAGACAGUUCGGAUUUUCAAAGCAAAACAGUUUUAUAGGACUUAUGCUGUUUUCGUAUAUUUAUGCUCCAGUCAAUGUAGUCCUGUCAAUUAUUUUGACUUUUAGAUCAAGACGCCAAGAAUUCCAAGCAGACGCUUUCGCUAAGAAAAAUGACUAUGGAGAUCUGCUUAAGACAGCAUUGAUUAAGAUCCAUACCCAAAAUAGUGGCAACAUUUACCCAGACCCAUUAUAUUCUGCAAUUAACUUUUCGCACCCGCCACUUUUAGAAAGAUUAAAAGCUCUUUAA
Blepharisma stoltei is the source of this 1245-nucleotide messenger RNA. The record is from the annotation of a GenBank genome assembly. Lineage: Eukaryota; Ciliophora; Heterotrichea; Heterotrichida; Blepharismidae.